AUGGAGGCGGGGGCCGCGAAGGGGGGGGAAGAGGGGGAGGAAGAGGGGGAGGGAGGGGUGGAGGUGGUGGGGAUCGGCCUGAACGCGCAAGAGCUGGCCGCGAAUCCGCUGCUCAAGGAGACGGUACUGCAGGAUCUGAACGCGGACCCGAGGAUCCCGGCCGCCGUGGGCCCGUUGCGCGCGACCGUGUGCGUCGUCAGCGUCGACUACCUCACCAAGCCCCUCGCCGUGCUCGCGUCCGUGCGCGAACGGACGGUCGAGGGGGGGAGCGUGCAUUUGGUGGUUUCGAAUCGGUGUUUCCCUACCAAAGCCAUCGGGCGGUGGUUGAGGAUCGGUGAAGAGGAGCGGUUGAAGAUGGUGGGGGAUUAUUUGUGGUGGAGUGGGUGGGGGGAGGUGGAGAUUGUGGAGGUUUGUGAUGGGAGGAUGAAGGAAGGAGAGGGAGGAGGAGGAGGAGGUGGAGGGUUGGCGAGAUUGAUGGGGAUGUUUGGGGGUGUGGAUCCAUUAUGGGUUGUUCGAGCUGUGAAGGUUGCACAGGAUGGAGAUACAGGGGGAGAGAAGAGCUGUCUUCGCUCGCUUUCAAAUGCUCCAAUGUACAAGAAUCGAGAAGAGUUGUAG
This is a messenger RNA of Letharia lupina, 615 nucleotides long. RefSeq lists its product as uncharacterized. The record is from RefSeq and is a predicted model, not a curated record. Lineage: Eukaryota; Fungi; Ascomycota; Lecanoromycetes; Lecanorales; Parmeliaceae. The transcript is spliced from 2 exons. Bases 1 to 615 code for a protein of 204 amino acids.